AAAUUAAUAUUUAGCCAGCGUUAUUGUCAGUCUGGCAGGUGACAGAAAAUUGAUAUAUUUGGAUCAGAUAAUCAGAAACGAAAAUUGUACAAGCGUUUAAAUACUUUAAAUAUUGGCUGCUAUGCUUAAAUUUUCAGUUCAAAAUGCGACAGAAAGACCACCAGCCCUAACUUGGAAAAGCUAGGGCUUUCAUUGUUAAAGUGUAGUUAAACUGUUGUAAAUUGUGUUAGUUGUAUUGCUAGGAGUUAUACCUAGAUUUCGUACAAUAUCUAGUAAGAAAAAUGCCAGUUUUUACGGCAAACAUACCUGCGGACCUGAAGAUUGGCGAUAGAAUAGAAAUUGGCGGCAAAAUUAAGAAAAAUGCCAGAAAGAUGUCAGUGAACCUGUGCACGCAGGAGGGGGAGGAGCCACGCGAUGUGGUACUCCACUUCGACGUGCGCUUCCACAGAGACAACAUUAUAUCUCUGUCUCGCAAGAACGGACUAUGGAUCGGCAGCGGGAAUUAUGACACCAACUACAACAUGUUCGUGCCUGGCACAAUGUUCCGCAUAAUCUUCGAGAUCAAGGACACCGACGUGAUCACGAUCUACUGCCAGGGCAAGUUCCAUUCCAACUUCCUGCCCAAGAUCCCCUUGUCCAUGGCGAAGUACAUCGUGGCCUGGGCUGAUAUACAGCGGAUCACGCAUUGCUACUUUCAUACGGGAGUCAAAGCCCCUGGUGGAGACCAGCCCCCCGUCGCCCCUUUGCCGCCGCGGCCCACCGUGGCCCCUGCUAUUGGGCUGGAAAAGAAGCGGAGCACUCGCGUGAGGAAACAUCCAGCCCAGGACUGUCCCCAGCUGCGCUCGUCCGAGAGUUCUGACGAUGAACAGUCGGUGAAAGUCCGACCGAAUACCGAAGGUCGGGCUGACAAGUUCUUCUUUGAGACGCUCAUGUGCCAACAGUCAAGGGAAACCACGAAAUUCGGCGGAGCGGCAGUAGAGCCCCGCUACAGAAGUGCCAGCCGCGAGCGCGUGAGACCAGACAGUGCCAGAAAAUUCGAACAAGACGAAAGCGACUACUCCGAGGAUGUUACUUCGAAGAAUGACUACUCUGUGGCAGAUGACGCUGAAGUGUUGCCUGCUUCAGGGUCAAAUCGGGGUUGGAAACGAAUGCGGAUGUUCCGAAGAAAGCAGAUGAAAUAUGGAAAAGACGGUUCCAAGGAAAUACGCAUAUUGAACUAGAAAAUAAAAAGAAGUCUUCCGUUAUUAUCGGUACAAUCCGUUUUUCUCUAAA
Messenger RNA from Cydia amplana, 1272 nucleotides. RefSeq lists its product as uncharacterized. The transcript has 8 exons. Gene Ontology annotation, molecular function: carbohydrate binding. Bases 282 to 1220 code for a protein of 312 amino acids. NCBI's taxonomy places the organism in Eukaryota, Metazoa, Arthropoda, Insecta, Lepidoptera, Tortricidae. The record is from RefSeq and is a predicted model, not a curated record.